ACGACUGCUGGCGUGCGCACGUACGUCUCUCUGUUGUGGCGUGUGGCAGGAAAGCCGAAUUAGUUAUUUUCAUUGUUUUAUAUAAACACGAGCACGCUGGAGGUUGGGUUUGAGAAUUUGCAAGACUGAAAUGGCAAUAAUAUCACGCAACUUUUUGAGUGCUGUUCUUAUGUUAGUGCAGUGACAGUGUGAAACUUGCAUGAGACAGAGUCACCACCACCACAAAGGAAAGCACAGCAGGUAAAGCUUCAAGGGUGCAGCGCAGAUGGCACUGAGAUUUCGAUCGCUUAUCCCCUACACGUUGCCUGGCGUGCUGGCCCUGAUUGGCUGGUGGUGGUACGUCUCUCGCAAGAAAGGGCGAAUCAGCAGUCACGACACGAAGGAUGGGGUCAGCAUUGCGCUGCAGGAGCAGAGCGCCGUCGCGACCGGAGCGACAGCUUCCGCUGAAGACAGCAACAGAAUCCUAGAGGAAAGAAACUUAACUCCGACGGCUGCUGCUGCUGAAGCCAACACAGACUUCGAAAGAAGAAAACUAAAACAGGACAAAGAAAAACAAGGAGAAAAAGUAGCUGAACAAGAAGUAGUAGAAAUUCACAUACCAGGGUCUGCGGCCGCCAUGGAAAGGCUGGCUCAGACCUUGCCAAUAGAAACGCUCGGAAGAACGGACGCAACCACAACCUGCAGCAGCUCGCUUGCUGAACUUGACACCGCAGCUCCAGAAUUAGCGCUGGCGGAGAUGCUGACUUCCAAAGAGGAGUGCAUUGUGACAUCAUGUGCAGAAGAGCCUUCCGUCCUCCAUCCACCGAAUACUGAGGAGGACGCAGCCGCGUCGCUGAGACCAGUGGGAGCUGCAGAAGCGUUCAGCUUGACUGAGGCGCUGCAAUGUUCUGACGCUCCGCUGUUGGAUGAGUCUAUAGUGGUGCCUGCCGCCGCUGCCACCACCACCACCACCACGGCUAACGUGAUCUUCUCAGUGGAGGCCAGUGAAAAGAAACCGAAGGAAAUUGAGGAGGUGAUGCAUUUGGUGGUAUCGGCGACAACAUUUGACGUUCUAGAAACCAAGGCAGUCUCCUCUGACGCCCGGCUAACUGAAGCGGUAAGGCCAGAGCCAGAAGGAGAAGUAGCGGCGGACAAAAUCUCAGUGCCUUUUACGGAGAAGAAACAAGAAGCAGCUGGAAAAGCAAAAGAAAGCUGCCACAGCCGCCGUCUCUCCAAAGUUGAAACGUCUACAGCAGCUACAGCAGCUACAGCAACAGAAGCAGCAGCAGCAGAAAACUGCACAAUGAAAUCAGGCAGUCGGGAGCCCCUCUGCUCAGAAACACCCUCCUCCUCCCGCCGCCUCACAGCUACACCUGCACUAACACCCCCACCCCCACAGGAGGAGCCCUCCAAUCACAGGAUAGGGAAACCGCUGGAGAACGGCCUGCCGGAAGGCGUAGCGGGAAACUUGGAAGAAAUCGAGAGUCUGGCUGCCGGUUUAAUUUCGGAGGUCAUAAUGGCAGCGAAGCAGGAGGUGCUUAACGUCAGUCAGUAUGAAGGAGAAAAAGUAACUGUGGAGCAGAGAGGAAAUGUGGCAGCGGAACACAGAGGAAAUGGCAGCAGCCUCUCAAAUGGGAGAGCAUGUGCGGUACGAGACCAAGAGAAGACGGAAAGCAGAGAGACGUCAAAGAAGGCGAUGGUUCAGACCAGCGCGACGAUGGCGGCAACCCAGGCGAAAGGCGCCGGAGACGGCCAAGCCAAAGCGAACGCUGCGGAGAAGCAACACACGGCCGAAGUCCAAGUGCAGACCUGCCUGGUGUUGAACGGAUGUCUGCCGACCACGUGGGAGAAGAGGCAGGAGAGUGGAUGCAGAAAAGCGAGCGAGCAGAGCGUAUCGCUGGAGGCGGCGCACAGCCUCACAGAGGUCCUCGUGGGUCACGUGGCGGAGGCUGUUGCGGGAGCAGAGGAUUCUGGGUGCAGCACUUGCCAGUCUGAGGACGGCGUCAGCAGCGAGGACCUGCUGCAGAGCACGGGGCUGUCCUGCACGCUGCCCGAGCGCAAGGCGGACGUGCUGGGCGUCUCGACGAUCGAGGGAGUGUCUGGGUCGGGAGAGUCCGCCCCAGAAGUGGCUCCGGGAACGGAGAGUACGGAGUGUGGGAAUGGGGGACUCAACGGCAGCGCUGCCAGCUUGAGGAACGAGAGCCGCUGGGCAACUGACCCGGAAGCAGAUCAUUCUGGAGGUUCUGAUGUGAACAGCAUGGACUCUGUAGACAGCGGGUGUACGCUGGGGGUCGGAGAGACCCCUCGAACCAACAGCCAGCCGUCGCUGCAGCUGCUCAAAUCCGAGCUCACCAUCUGGGAGAUUGAGGUGCCAAAGCAUCUUGUCGGGCGAUUAAUUGGGAAACAGGGAAGGUAUGUGAGCUUCCUGAAGCAAAACUCUGGUGCCAAGAUCUACAUUUCAACACUGCCUUACACACAGGAGUUUCAGAUCUGUCACAUAGAGGGGUCACAGCCGCAGGUGGAUAAAGCACUGGGGCUCAUAGGGAAGAAGUUUAAAGAACUGGACCUCACGAACCUCUACGCCCCUCCGCCUCUCCCCCUCACACUGCCGUCUCUGCCGAUGACUUCCUGGCUCCUGCUCCCGGACGGAGUCACCGUGGAGGUGGUCGUGGUGAAUAUCGUGACGGCGGGUCACAUGUUCGUGCAGCAGAGCACGCACCCCACGUACCACGCCCUGCGCAGCCUCGACCAGCAGAUGUUACUGUGCUACUCGCGGCCCGGCGUGCCCACUCUGCCCUCGCCGGUCGAAGUCGGAGUGAUCUGUGCUGCGCCUGCCGUCGAAGGAGCCUGGUGGCGAGCUCAGGUUAUUAACUUUUACAAAGACUCCAGCGAGGUGGAGAUCAGAUACGUGGACUACGGGGGCUACGAAAGGGUGAAGAUCGAUGCGCUCCGUCAAAUCAGAUCUGAUUUUGUAACACUACCGUUCCAAGGAGCCGAAGUCCUGUUGGAUAACGUGGUGCCCCUUCCAGGCGCGGACCGGUUUCCCAGCGAAGCUGACUCUGCCCUUGAAGAGAUGACCCGUGGAGCCGCUCUCCUUGCGCAGGUUACAAACUACGACAGCAACAGUGGCCUGCCUUUAAUACAGCUGUGGAAUAUGGCUGGAGACGAGCUGGUGUCUGUAAACCGGGUUCUUGUGGAGAGAGGGUUUGGCUCGUGGGUCGACAGCUUCUAACCAGUCCUGGGACCCCUCCCCACCCCCCACCCACUCCCAACACCAUUCUCUUUUUGCACUGCACACUGGGGUUAGGCUUGGCAGUAAAGACGGAUCUAACAAAGUCAUAAAUGAACUGUCCUUGGGGAAUAUAAGAAGAUGUCCAUUUCUAUAUAAAUAUUUAUAUGUGGUACUUUUUUGAGAAGUGUGGGGUUUUUUUUGUUUUGUUUUUUUCGUUUUUCCUCUUGCAUUGUAUUCUGCAUACAGCCCUAUUUGAUUCCUUUGAGAGUUUGUAUGCAGGCUCUGCAGACACAAUACAUCAUGUGGGGUAGCGGGUGGGUGGGUUUGGUGAAUAUCACCACUUUGCAUCAAGCCCAGGAUAAGCACUUCUAUUACUCUUGUGUAAAAUAAAUAAAUAAAAUCAAGAUUGAGCAGGCCCUUGUCCGUUAAGGAGUUUGCCUUCAGGGGGCGUUCUGUACGAACGCAUGUCCGUGGGCAUCAUGGCAUGGGGGAGAUCUGGGAACUGCAUUCCCAAAGACACUUCACUCGGGUUUGGAUUUCUUUUUUUUUUUCUUUUUAUAAUAUAACAAUGUACAAACCUGUAAAAAAAAAAACAAAAAAAAACACAAUCUACAUGUCUUGCUUUUUGGGUUAACUUGUGGAUCAUUCUGUGUUUUGGGAGACAUGCAUUUAAGUAAUCCAUUCAGUCGUAGCUGCACAGGCGACAAAAACUGAGCUUGUCUCUAGCCGGUGUGUUCUGCUCAAUAUCAUGCAAGAAAGGCGGCUGUUUGAGAACAUGUUGUAUUUUUGGCAGCUUGUCUGACCUGGCCCGGUCUCGAGGGUGUUUUGUUUUGUCUUUUCUUUUUUUUGUUUUGUUGUUAAACUGUGGCCUUUUCAAAUAGAAAACGUCUGCUCUGGUACGUUUAGAGCAGCCGGUCACUUCAGCUCUGACCGGUUGUCUCGGAUAAGUCCAACCAGUGUACUUUUCAUCAGGGUUUGCUUGUCCUUCUGAACUGCAGCUAAUGCAAGUGUGAGAGAUUGGGAGAGUUUCCGAUACGUUCAGUGCGCGCAUGAUCAGUUUAACGAGCCCUCCUAAUACGGCUGCUUGAUGUCUUGAUUCUGGGUCAGACAGUUGGCAUCACAAAGACUCUCAAGGAUGCAGCUGGGUCCCAUCAAGUGCUCUGCUUGGUCACUGGAGCAGGCACCAGAGCAGGCAGUUGUGCAACACUACAGUAUGCAAUUUGGAAAUAAAAACACUAUGGGUAGAGAGACUAUCAACACAUACUGUUGUGUUGACCGUCCUGUUUUAUUAGGGUGAUGCUGUUUGUUUCUGAAGCUAAGUCUACACUAUUGUAGUAAUAAAAUACUGACUUAUGAUGCAAACUCAGCUGUUGAAUAGCUGUACAGUGUGUUUCAGGGAAGUGUCUUCAGGGUACUUUUUAUUUUUUUGUGUUUUUGUUUUUUCUGACCCUCAAGUAACUAACACCUGCAGAACUGUCCACAUUGUGCAGCAGUAGCUGCCCAUAGAGAUGCUGGGGUCCUGCAGUAAGAUUUGAAACUGCUCAGCGGUUGUCUUGGCAAACAGCAUUGGGGGUUUGAGAGCGGCUUUUGUGGUUUGAUGCACAAAGCCACAGUCGAAAUUAAUAAAAACUAGGUCUUGGCUGAAAGAUAACCCGGGUCUGUGUGCAGAAGUCUUCUGGGUUCUCAUGUAAUAUCAAUGUGGUAAAAACGGUUUGCUCUGAAAUGUACCUUUUUUCUUGUUUUUAUGACUGUUUGUAAAUUAAUAAAUACUGUACCUGUGCACUGUGGACACACUGCA
Acipenser ruthenus (sterlet) is the source of this 5009-nucleotide messenger RNA. Its product is annotated as A-kinase anchor protein 1, mitochondrial-like. The record is from RefSeq and is a predicted model, not a curated record. Bases 266 to 3211 code for a protein of 981 amino acids. Gene Ontology annotation, molecular function: RNA binding. Lineage: Eukaryota; Metazoa; Chordata; Actinopteri; Acipenseriformes; Acipenseridae. The transcript is spliced from 11 exons.